UCUGUGGAAAAGAAAAAGGAGAAAAAAAUGAAGUACAUAUUCUUAAUAUUUUUCAUGAAUUUAUUACCACAAUAUGCUGGGAAAUCUUUGAGAAGAGAUGACAGUUACCUGAAAACAUUUGAAGACAUUAAAAAUGAGAUAGCUGGCUAUACUGAUAUUGCUAAAGCAAUUAUUGAUCUUGCUGUACAUGGAAAAGCUCAGAACCGAUCCUAUGAAAGAUUAGCAGUUUUUGCUGAUACAAUAGGACCCAGACUCAGUGGUUCAAAAAAUCUAGAUGCAGCCAUCAAGUAUAUGUUCAGUGCCCUGCAGGAAGACAGGCUGGAAAAUGUACAUCUGGAGCCUGUGAAGGUACCACACUGGGAAAGAGGAGAAGAGUUUGCAAUGAUGCUGGAACCAAGGAAUCACAGCAUUGCUAUUUUGGGACUUGGGAGCAGUGUUGCAACUCCUCCAGAAGGAAUUACGGCGGAAGUUAUAGUGGUAGCCUCUUUUGAUGAACUGCACAAAAGAGCUCAGGAGGCCAAGGGGAAGAUUGUUGUCUACAAUGAACCUUUCAUCAGUUAUGGUGAAACUGUGCAAUACAGAUCACAGGGAGCAGUGGAAGCUGCUAAAGUUGGAGCAGUGGCAUCCCUCAUUAGAUCCAUUGCUUCUUUUUCUAUUCAUAGCCCACAUACUGGGUGGCAGAAUUACCAGUCUGAUGUACCCUGGAUUCCCACUGCUUGCAUCUCUGUGGAAGAUGCUGAAAUGAUGUCACGAAUGUCUUUCCGGGGCACUAAGAUCGUUGUGCACCUGAAGAUGGGGGCUAAGACCUAUCCAGACUCUCCUUCCUUUAACACUGUGGCAGAGAUAGUUGGAAGCAAGUACCCAGAGCAGAUUGUAUUGGUCAGUGGACAUCUGGACAGCUGGGAUGUUGGUCAAGGAGCUAUGGAUGAUGGUGGUGGAGCAUUUAUAUCAUGGGAAGCAUUAUCACUCAUUAAGGAUCUGGGACUUCGCCCAAAAAGGACUCUGCGCUUGGUGCUAUGGACAGCAGAAGAGCAAGGAGGAAUAGGUGCUGAGCAAUACUACCAGUUGCACAAGGAAAAUAUCAACAACUUCGAUAUUGUCAUGGAGUCUGAUGAGGGCACCUUCAAGCCAUCUGGACUGGGUUUUACUGGCAGUGCUAAAGCUCGGGACAUCAUGAAAGAGAUCAUGACUCUGCUGCAGCCCAUCAACGUUACGGCUGUUUACAAUGACGCAGAUGGAACAGACAUCAAUUACUGGAUGAGAGACGGGGUCCCUGGUGCCAGCUUGCAUGAUGACAUCAGUAAAUACUUCUGGUUUCAUCAUUCUCAAGGGGACACGAUGACAGUUCAGGAUCCAAACCAGAUGAAUCUCUGUGCUGCUGUUUGGACUGUUGUCUCCUAUGUAAUUGCUGACAUGGAGGAGAUGUUGCCAAGGUAAUAAAACAGCAAGAAAGAAGAUUUCUGUUCUUCAGUAAAGAUUGUGAGUCCACUAAUGCAUGUGGUCUACAGCUGUGGGAAAUUCUGUUUUUCACCCCGAUUUUGUGCAUUAUUGUGUCUGUUUUCCUCAAAGCACAUGCUCUUCUACAUGUUCCUGUUCCUUUUUGUUGUUUUGAUACCUUCCAUUUGUGAUUCUCACUUAAAAUUUCUUUCUUUAAGUGCCUUUAAAAUUUCUGACGAAGGUAUGAUACCUCUUUGACUAUGAUAUAAUAACCAUUUGUAUGCAAAGUGAUCCUGUGCAGCAGGAAGACUAUACUAAAUAAAUUUGCUGCAUCAGAAUAACUAAUAUAUUGAGUUAGUGUACACUUUUAUGGGCUUGCUUUCUGUCUUUCACUCUGCGCGUUAGAAUGAUGUACUAUUAAUAAAACAGCCCUUUCUUUUUACCCUCUUAA
This is a messenger RNA of Athene cunicularia (burrowing owl), 1888 nucleotides long. RefSeq names its product carboxypeptidase Q (gene CPQ). The transcript is spliced from 7 exons. Bases 28 to 1437 code for a protein of 469 amino acids. NCBI's taxonomy places the organism in Eukaryota, Metazoa, Chordata, Aves, Strigiformes, Strigidae. Gene Ontology annotation, molecular function: metallodipeptidase activity. The record is from RefSeq and is a predicted model, not a curated record. Gene Ontology annotation, biological process: thyroid hormone generation; peptide catabolic process; proteolysis.